UACCUCUUUUUUGUGGCCCUUCUCUUCUUGGUGCUUGUUGCCUGGUCUUCAGGGGACCUUUUCUAACAGUAAAUCCAAGGAUAGGAAGAUAUAACCACUCAUUUGAUAUCAUCUGUCAGGCUGCACAUUGCAAACCUUGCUUACUAUCGACAGAAAUAGUCAGAUAUCAGUCAGGGCGUCGACUGGCCACCACAGCAGAGAGCAUCCAUUCAUCCUUUCAUUGGAGCAGCUGAGGUGUUCAGUGCAGCUAAGCUAAGAGGCAGCAAAGGGGACAAGCUGUGUGCAAAGAGGGAUUUUCUGCAAACAUGUCGGGUUACCAAGGAAAGAAGAAUAUUCCACGAAUUACAAGUGACCGUCUCCUCAUCAAAGGAGCAAAGAUAGUGAACGAUGAUCAGUCAUUCUUGGCUGAUAUCUACAUGGAGGAUGGAGUCAUCAAGCAACUAGGCGACAACCUCAUCGUUCCCGGGGGAGUUAAGAUCAUAGAGGCUCAUGGGAGAAUGGUGAUGCCUGGGGGUAUUGACGUGCACACCCGAUUCCAGAUGCCCGACCGAGGCAUGGUGGCAGCGGACGACUUCUACCAGGGCACCAAGGCGGCCUUGGCUGGAGGGACCACUAUGAUCAUCGACCACGUGGUGCCGGAGCCUGGCGUCAGCCUGGUCGCAGCUUUCAAACAGUGGAGGGAGUGGGCUGACAGCAAGUCCUGCUGCGACUACUCUCUGCAUGUGGACAUCACUGAGUGGAACACAGGCACUCAGGAAGAGAUGGAGACUCUAGUGAAGGAUCAUGGUGUCAACUCUUUCCUGGUCUAUUUGGCUUAUAAGGAUGUUUUCCAACUUUCUGACUCUGAGAUCUACGAGGUCUUCAGUGUCAUCAGAGACCUUGGAGCCAUUGCACAGGUGCAUGCUGAGAAUGGAGACAUCAUUGCAGAGGAGCAGAGACGUAUUCUCGAGCUGGGCAUCUCUGGCCCCGAAGGCCACGUGCUUAGCCGCCCAGAGGAGGUGGAGGCCGAGGCAGUCAAUCGCUCCGUCACCAUAGCCAAUCAGACCAACUGUCCCCUCUACAUCACCAAGGUGAUGAGCAAGAGUGCUGCUGAUGUCAUUGCUCUCGCCAGGAAAAGGGGUGCCGUGGUUUACGGAGAGCCCAUAUCUGCCAGCUUGGGCACAGAUGGUACCCAUUACUGGAGCAAGAACUGGGCCAAGGCAGCAACCUAUGUCACCUCUCCACCGCUCAGUCCCGAUCCCACCACCCCGGACUACCUUAACUCUCUGUUGUCAUGUGGGGACUUGCAGGUGACUGGUAGUGCUCACUGCACUUUCCACACUUCUCAGCGUGCAAUAGGCAAAGAUAACUUCACCCUAAUCCCAGAGGGCACCAACGGCACCGAGGAGAGGAUGUCCCUGAUCUGGGACAAAUGUGUGGUGACUGGCAAGAUGGAUGAGAACCAGUUUGUGGCGGUGACCAGCACGAACGCAGCCAAGAUCUUCAACCUGUUCCCCCGCAAGGGCCGCAUCGCCGUGGGGUCUGAUGCUGACUUGGUGCUGUGGGACCCAGACGUCACUAAGAUCAUCUCAGCUAAGAGCCACAACCUGGCUGUGGAGUACAACAUCUUUGAGGGCACAGAAGUGCGCGGAGGUCCUGUGGUGGUGAUCAGCCAGGGCAAGAUUGUAUUGGAGGAGGACAGCCUCCACCCCACGGAGGGCUGCGGGCGCUACAUCAGCCGCAAACCCUUCUCUGACCACGUUUACAAGAGGAUAAAGGCUCGCAGCAGGCUCACAGAGCUGCGCGGAGUGCCCAGGGGCCAGUACGACGGGCCGGUGUGUGAGGUGACUGUGACUCCCAAGGUGAUGUCCACAGUCUCCUCAGUGAAGACUUCCCCUGCCAAGCAGCAGCAGCAACAGCAGCAGCAGCAGCAGCAGAUCACCCCUCAGCCAAUGCGCAACCUUCACCAGUCUGGCUUCAGUCUGUCUGGUGCCCAAGUUGAUGACAACAUUCCUCGUCGCAACACUCAACGCAUCGUGGCUCCCCCUGGCGGAAAAGCCAACAUCACCAACCUCGGCUAAGCUCUUUCCUCCACAGAGCCGGGGGUGCAGCCCAACACGGGACCAGAGGUCACUCUCACUGCUGUCGCAUCACACCUGGUCACCUCCGUCUCCCUCUGCACCCCACCCACAAACACUUCAUCCAUUCUUAUUCACACACUACCACGAUGUCACUUCAUGCAAAAAAAAAAGAAAAGAAAGCACUAUUCCAUUUUGUUUCAUCUUUCCUGCCAUAUUCCAUUAACAAGGAAGGGAUCAAGUGAAUUGAAGCAGCCUUUUUGCUGUUUUUAAGCUCAGUUUGAUUAUUGAUGACGUUAAUUUGUUUACAUUUUUUUUGUAUAAUUUUUGCUGUACAUGUUUGAGCUGUUUAGUUGUCCUCUUGGCUCAGAAAGUUGACAGAAAAAGAAGCGGUCAGUGUCAUGAGGCGGGCAUUUUUAGAAACUGCAGGUGUUUACAAAUUUUUCUUAAUGCGCCGUACAUUUCCCAAAUAGAAGUUAGAAAGCGCUGGUGGUCGUGUUACUGUGCCACCUUCAGGUGAAAGUAAAGCCGUUUUCCAUGUUGUAACAGUUUUACACUGUAAGAUUGCUGUUUUAGCCACAAAAAAAAUUCUAAAUACUAACCAUGAAAGAUGAGAUUGUAGAAUAUGGAUUCUGCAUCUCAUAACACCUAAUUGUAUCUUAAUAUUGCAGUAUUUGAUUUGUUGUGUAGGUACUGUAUACAGCAGAACAGUUCACUUUGGUCUUCCGUUUGUGUUAUAGUUGAACUUUCUUCACUUUUUUAAAAUUGAUGUUUUUUAUCACGUUAAGUCAUUCUGGAAAGCGCCGACUGCACUGAAAGGAAGAGAAAGGGUAUUUUUGAGUUAAAGCACUCAUUCAACGACUGGCACAUAACAUUUAGUCUGAGAAACAUGAACCUUUUCCCUCAUUUCACCACUAAUUAUUUUGCCUCAUGUUUGUUAAAAGGCUGUCAGGGCAACAAGCUUCCAAUAAUCAGACCAGUAUAUAUUGUUGAGGAUACAGACAGACACUUAGGAGAAGCUAGAUGGGAGGUUUCCCCGACAACCUCUCUGCACCCGGUGCUAUAUGACCAUUGCUGUAUAUGUGCAGAUGAUGUCCUCGCCCACACAGCACUCACCAUUCAUCUACCCAGUUUUGACAGAGUUUGUUUUGCACCUGUAACAAUCCAAAUGAUAAAAAAAAAAUGUACGUGAGCUUGCAACUUUUUAUUUGUGUUGGAUAUGUCUGUAUGUUUAGGAUACUACUUGCCUGCCUGUUCUGUAAGAUAUUGACAGCACACUGUAUCUAUGAAGGCUCUUCAAAGAACCAGGAUCUUUGAGACCUGAUGAAAAAUGCUUCAGUAUGUAUAUGAAACCCUUCACAGUGUGUUGAUGAUGUUCUCGGUGUUAGUGUCGUGAAUGAAAUUAUCAGAUAUCCAGUUUUCUCCUCUCUUACCUGCCCAACGCUGUCGACACCAGAUCCACUCGAGGUAGUUCCUGUAUUCACCAAACCUCAGUUUCACGGCACUGUAUGCGGCCAUACUGUAAAACACUGGAUAAUUUCUUCCUCAUUGCCUUGUCAAGUGUAGGUUUUGUAUGCCAAGCUAUAAUGUGAAGUGAUUUACAUUUUGGGGGAAGUGUCUUGGUGAUGGUUAUUGAGUUGUGAUGUUGAGCACUGUUGUUGCCCCUCUCCCAGCAAGUGUGAUACUCUCUCGGUCAUGUAUGUUUUGUAGGAUACCAGGGUUUUUGGGGGGGAAAUCAUCGGUCGUGUCAGCAUUCGACCCUAUCUGUGUUGACUUCAGUGGAUUAAAAUAAUAAAAUUAAA
This is a messenger RNA of Sebastes umbrosus (honeycomb rockfish), 3859 nucleotides long. It is a transcript of the gene dpysl2a, whose product is annotated as dihydropyrimidinase like 2a. The transcript has 14 exons. Gene Ontology annotation, molecular function: hydrolase activity, acting on carbon-nitrogen (but not peptide) bonds, in cyclic amides. The record is from RefSeq and is a predicted model, not a curated record. Lineage: Eukaryota; Metazoa; Chordata; Actinopteri; Perciformes; Sebastidae. Gene Ontology annotation, cellular component: cytoplasm; cytosol. Bases 306 to 2060 code for a protein of 584 amino acids.